CCUUCUUCAGUCGACUUACUAUUGGUUUCACUUUCUACUGACUCUGUCCUUUUACGGAGACUCAUGGCAGGAUUGGGAAACGUUUGCUUUCAUUUCUAGAAUUACGACUCAUUUUAUUUAGGCAGACCUUGCUUAGGACAGAUUUUUUGACUUGGUCAGCAGUUUGUGUAUGGUUUCUUAUAUGAUAUGGGAAAAAGGUUCAAAAUUGGGCAGCAGAUCCUUAAUGAUCUUCAGAAAAGGGAGUGUAUACUAGCCCUAGCUGUGGUUUGACUUUUCACUUUAGGCUUGCCUAGCCCACUCCUCAAGUACAGGUGAGGGACAGCUAAGGAUUUGUUUGGAUAUGUCAGAAAAUGGAAACACUCAAUCAUUUUAUGGGAAUAAGGCAAGGCUGGAAGCCAGUUUGUCAGGUACUGUUCCACUACUAGAUGGGUCGAGUUACAGUCUGACAGAGACAGAUUUUUCUAUUAUUGAAGACGUGAUUUCUAAGGUGCCGGGAAGUCUCAGAAUACAUCCAUCCCUGUGGAGUAAAGAUGACGUUAUUCAGUGGCUUAGAUGGGCAGAGAAGGAAUGCUCAUUGAGGAGGACUGAUGAUAAAAAGUUUGUAAUGAAUGGAAGAGCACUAUGCAUUCUUACUAAGGAGGACUUUAAGAAGCGGUCUCCUAGCUCAGGUGAUGUUCUGUAUGAAUUACUAAGACACAUUAAGACUCAUAGAAAAGCACUAGUAAACCAUCCUUUCAUCAGCAAAUCAAUAAGAAAAAUGAAUUAUCUACAAUUACAUAGCUGCGCCAAAAGAGGUGUGCAUGCUCCAAGCCCAGGGCACAUGCAGGGGAAUCCAUUGUUGGGGGUCUUAACACCACCCAGCGCUAAAGCUACAGAUAGAAGGAAUGCAGAUUUACUGGAGAAAAAGACACAAACUGAGUGGCACACUACAGACAUUAUAACAAGCCACACGAGUAAAUGCCAGCAUCUUUCUGUAGAGAAGACUGAUGCUCAGGAGGGACCUCUAAACCUGUCUCAUAAAUUGGAGAGAUUGCCUGAUUUGGAGAACAGAAAUGAUUACUUGGCAGCACAUGUGGAGAAACCCAGGACAGGUAAAUGUAUUUUUAAAUGUGCCAGUAAAGUGCAGCAAAUCUCAGGGAAAUACCUUCAUGGGCACUGCCCAGGAGAGGUUCUUCCAAAAGUCUGAGUGAGUUUGUUGCCAAACAUAGGAAGCAAUGUUCACCUAAACAGGUUUAGUUCUGUCUCCCCUUCAGAUGAACUUUAAUUUGUAACUCCUAGCAACUACUGACUUAUUCCAUAUAGUGCAAGGUAGACACUAAAAGCAAAUAUCUGGUUAUUUUGAGUGCAUUUUAGGCAAACAUCCUGUUAAAAUUGGCCGUGCUGGUGUUUCCAUGUGAUUCUAAGAAUUGUAAAGGAAUUUAGGACAUACACAACCACACUUAUGCAGUUUGGCAGCUAUGUUUAUAAAUCAGUGCUCUGAUUUUAACAGGAAUAGACAAGGGAUGAACCAAAUCAGGGAUUCAGUUGGGAAUAGCUGAAACCAAAUCUUGCAAGAAAUACUGAGAUCUCUGGGACUUUACAGAGUUCAAGUUGCAGCAAUGCACAUUUUUUAUAAGUAUGGCAGCAGCACUGCUACUGAGCUCUAACACCCCACUAAAUAGAACUAUUUUGACUUUUCGAACAUUCUGUUUGGCACAUUCAUCAUUAAUUUCCUAGCUAUCAGGAUAAUUUUCCUAUCAGAAACAUUUUUACUAAAUUAACUUCAAACUGUUAAGAAUCUUACAGGAUUCCUCCAUCCAAACAUUCAUUUAGGGCUCUGGCACA
Messenger RNA from Xenopus tropicalis (tropical clawed frog), 1824 nucleotides. RefSeq names its product ETS variant transcription factor 7 (gene etv7). Gene Ontology annotation, biological process: regulation of transcription by RNA polymerase II. The record is from RefSeq and is a predicted model, not a curated record. NCBI's taxonomy places the organism in Eukaryota, Metazoa, Chordata, Amphibia, Anura, Pipidae. The coding region runs from base 341 to 1186 and encodes 281 amino acids. Gene Ontology annotation, cellular component: nucleus. The transcript is spliced from 6 exons. Gene Ontology annotation, molecular function: RNA polymerase II transcription regulatory region sequence-specific DNA binding; sequence-specific DNA binding; DNA-binding transcription factor activity, RNA polymerase II-specific.